Molecule: messenger RNA, 3074 nt
Organism: Dendrobium catenatum
Lineage: Eukaryota; Viridiplantae; Streptophyta; Magnoliopsida; Asparagales; Orchidaceae
Product: conserved oligomeric Golgi complex subunit 3
Exons: 25
Coding region: 366-2693 (775 amino acids)
Biological process (GO): intracellular protein transport; intra-Golgi vesicle-mediated transport; Golgi organization
Cellular component (GO): COG complex; cis-Golgi network; membrane
Source: RefSeq, a predicted model, not a curated record
UCUUUGAUCAUCUUUUAUUUGCAGCUUCUGAAUGGAAGAGUUCUCCUUUCCGGCGCAAAUCCUUGACAUCUGGAUCCGAACUUCAGCAUAUUAGAUUAGCAUCCUUCCUUUCCGGCGAAGUCUCUUCCGGUAACUUAGUUCCAGCGACAAGUCCACUUCUUGCAAGCUUGUCGUCAUUGUCACCGCUGGGUCCAACAUCCUAUAGUUUAUCUCUGUGUUGAGCGAAUUUAAUUGCAGUUCGAACUCCUGCCUCCGCGCGGUAGGAGCUAGGCUUUCGACCGCGAGGCUACGGAUCCGGACGCUUAUAUUUUCAUUUCAUUUCAUUCUCCUCCUACCUAACGGUGCACGGUUGCCCCUAGUUCUUCAUGGCUUCCGCUCCACUCCCGGGAUCCGGAGCGGUCUUCCGUGGUUACAACUUUGCCAACACGUGGGAACAGAAUGCCCCUUUGACGGAGGAGCAGAAGGCUGCGGUAACAUCGUUGUCCCUUGCUGUUGCUGAGCGCCCCUUUCCGCCUAAUUUGGCCCAAGAGCAGAACUUGGGGAAGGAUGGAAGUGCAGUGGUUUCACCUGGUGAUGCCGUGAAAGAAGCUGGGAUCAAUGUGGUUCUGGUCAAUACUCAUCAGUUCUACAAGUGGUUCACAGAUUUGGAGUCGGCCAUGAAGUCAGAGACAGAGGAGAAAUAUCGUCUCUAUGUGAACACAUUGAUGGAACAUAUUCAGAUAUGUGAUGGAAUACUUGAACAGGUGGAUGAGACCCUUAAUUUAUUUAAUGAAUUACAAACGCUUCAACAAUCUGUUGCUACAAAAACAAAGACAUUGCAUGAUGCAUGUGAUCGGUUGCUUCUGGAAAAGCAACGCUUGAUAGAUUUUGCUGAAGCUCUUCGGAGUAAGCUGAACUAUUUUGAUGAAUUGGAGAACGCUUCUUCCAAUUUCUAUUCACCAAACUUGAGUAUUGGGAAUGGGCAGUUUCUUCCUUUGCUGAAACGCCUUGAUGACUGCAUAUCGUAUGUUGAAAGCAAUCCACAAUAUGCAGAAUCGGCAGUGUACCUAGUGAAGUUUCGACAGCUUCAGUCCCGUGCAUUAGGUAUGAUAAGAUCCCAUGUACUUUCAAUUCUCAAAAGUGCUGAUGCCCAGGUUCAAGCUGCUAUUCGAGGUAGUGGUUCUAAUAAAGCAUCUGUAGCAGAAGGAGUUGAAGAAUCUGUUAUUUAUGUACGUUUUAAAGCAGCAGCUAGUGAGCUCAAACCUAUUUUAGAGGAAAUCGAAAGUAGGUCUUCAAGGAAGGAAUAUGCUCAUAUUUUAACAGAUUGCCACAAAAUGUAUUGCGAACAGAGACUAUCCUUGGUAAAAAGUAUAGUGCAUCAGAGGAUAUCGGAAUUUGCUAAGAAGGAGGCCUUGCCCUCAUUGACUAGAUCUGGAUGUGCAUAUCUAAUGCAGGUUUGCCAGCUUGAACAUCAACUGUUUGACCAUUUCUUUCCAUCCUCUUCGACAGAUGUCUCUAAUAUGGCCCCGCUAAUAGAUCCGCUGUGCACAUAUUUAUAUGAUACUCUGCGCCCUAAAGUGAUAUAUCAAGCAAAUCUCGAUUCUCUUUGUGAGCUUGUUGACAUCCUAAAAGUUGAAGUGUUAGGAGACCAACUUAAUAGACGGGGUGAGUCACUUGCAGCAUUACGUCCUAUCCUGCAAAGAAUACUAGCAGAUGUUCAUGAAAGGUUGACAUUUUGUGCACGAACUCAUAUCCGUGAUGAGAUAGCAAAUUAUCGUCCUUCUGAUGAAGACCUCGAUUACCCUGCAAAGCUGGAACAGCAUGCUGUGAAAGCAUCGGACACCACUGUCGAUGAUAACUCGACCAUUUUUGGCACAUGGUAUCCAUUGUUGGAGAAAACAGUGUCAUGCCUAUCAAAGUUAUACCAUUGCCUAGAACCUGGUAUUUUUACAGGUUUAGCUCAGGAAGCAGUAGAAUUUUGUUCAAUUUCCAUACAGAAUGGAAGCAAAAUCAUAACAAAAAAGUCUUCUCCAAUGGAUGGGCAGCUUUUUCUUAUCAAGCACCUCCUUAUUUUAAGGGAACAGAUCGCGCCUUUUGAUAUUGAGUUUUCUGUUAUUCACAAGGAGUUGGAUUUCUCUCAUUUGCUGGAACAUUUGAGAAGGAUUCUGAGAGGUCAGGCUUCUCUGUUUGACUGGUCAAGAUCAACUUCUUUUGCUAUGACCUUAACUCCUCGAAUUCUCGAAAGUCAGAUAGAUGCUAAAAAGGAGUUAGAGAAAAGUCUCAAAACUACAUGUGAGGAUUUCAUAAUGUCUGUCACGAAGCUGAUUGUUGACCCCAUGCUUUCCUUUGUUACAAAGGUGACAGCAGUGAAAGCUGUGCUGUCUUCAGGUGCUCAGGAUAAGAAAGAGGAUUCUGUUUUGGCAAAACCACUGCGUUCUUACGCAUUUGCUGCUCCUGAGAGGAUCGUCGAACUAACUCAAAAGGUUGGUGACAAUCUUCAGCAAGAAUUACCAAAAGUAAUGGCAAAAAUGAAGCUCUAUUUGCAGAACCCAACAACCAGGAUGAUUUUAUUUAAACCAAUAAAAACAAAUAUUGUGGAAGCUCAUGUUCAAUUUCAGUCGCUGAUCAGGUCUGAAUACUCACCUGAAGAAAUGCAAAAUUUUGGCUUGGUUUCCAUCCAACAUCUUCAAUCUCAGAUUGACAACCUUCUCUAGGAGAAAUUAUUCUGUGCGAACACCGGAAGGUCCAAAGGCCAAUCAGAACACGCCACAUCAUCUGGUACCCAGCAGUACACAGUACCGGUACCGAGGAAAAAAAUGGCAUUACUCGUUCUGAUUUGACCUCUAGAUGGCGUCCGGUGUCCGCACAAAAUAAUUUAUCCUUAUGUAGACACAUAAAACACAUUCCCCACAGCACCAAAUUUUCCUACAGGCUCAUGUUGUAAUUCAUUUGCACUAUUUUUACACUUGUUCGACAAUUUUAGAAAGAUAUAUCCAUGUUUUGGUUUCAUUUUCUUCUAACUUUGUAAAUUUUUCCAUCUUCUGUAAAUAGGAGGGAGAGUUGAUUACUAUAUUGAGUAUGUUUACUUCCUGAGA